GUCAAGCUACUUUAAAUAUCGAGCUCUUACGGUAUGAACACGCAAACCUUGCUAAUUAAUACCCUCACUUGAAACUAUGAAUAUCGUUUGUUUGCUAACGAUCGUUAUCCAAAAACAGUAGGGUGCGAACUCCACGACUAUGUCAAAUUUUAGUAGCUAAAGAUCUUAUGUACUCGGGAGCUUGAACAAAAUCUUCACUGAAACGCGGUCAACGUUGCAUGCAGUACAGUACGCAUAACAAUAUAUGUGGUUAUCUGAUAAACCUAAAGACCUAUGGUGAAUUCCAGAAACCGGAAAAUUUUUUUGGAUACAUAAACUUUAUUUAAUACUUUACAGUGACAACCAAUUAAUGAGCUCUAUUGAAAACCUCAAAUCAUUUGAUCCUUUUGCGGAUACUGGAGACGCUGAGACCCAACCAACAAAUUAUAUCCAUAUCCGCAUUCAACAAAGAAAUGGAAGGAAAACAUUAACAACUGUUCAAGGAGUCCCCGAAGAAUAUGACUUGAAAAGGAUUCUGAAGGUGCUGAAGAAGGAUUUUGCUUGUAACGGCAACAUUGUCAAAGACGACGAUCUAGGGGAGGUGAUUCAGUUACAGGGAGAUCAAAGAUUGAAAGUAAUGGAAUUCUUAAUUCAGCAGCUUGGUCUUCAAAAGAAAAAUAUCAAAAUACACGGAUUUUAAGCUGAAGUCUGCUUUGUAGUCCUGAUGAUCUAAUCUCUACAUAUUCGCUCAAAUAUAUGGAUGUCAAAUUAU
This is a messenger RNA of Ogataea polymorpha, 751 nucleotides long. RefSeq names its product translation initiation factor eIF1. The transcript has 2 exons. Lineage: Eukaryota; Fungi; Ascomycota; Pichiomycetes; Pichiales; Pichiaceae. The coding region runs from base 350 to 679 and encodes 109 amino acids. The record is from RefSeq and is a predicted model, not a curated record. Gene Ontology annotation, cellular component: eukaryotic 43S preinitiation complex. Gene Ontology annotation, biological process: translational initiation. Gene Ontology annotation, molecular function: RNA binding; ribosomal small subunit binding; translation initiation factor activity.